Messenger RNA from Tachysurus fulvidraco (yellow catfish), 2915 nucleotides. RefSeq names its product B-cell receptor CD22-like. The transcript is spliced from 11 exons. The record is from RefSeq and is a predicted model, not a curated record. Gene Ontology annotation, biological process: cell surface receptor signaling pathway. NCBI's taxonomy places the organism in Eukaryota, Metazoa, Chordata, Actinopteri, Siluriformes, Bagridae. Gene Ontology annotation, molecular function: transmembrane signaling receptor activity. Bases 1 to 2235 code for a protein of 744 amino acids.
AUGGAGCUCAGUUCACUCCCUGUGAUGCUCUUGCUGAUUUCACUCAUACCAGCGCCCCAGGCUCAAGGGAGUCCUAAAGCUGUGGUGUCCAUAAAGCCUGAUACACAUGUGUUCACUAGAGAGACUGUUACUCUCAGAUGUGACAUACAGGGAGGAGGAGACAUUCAGUGGACUUACAGCUGGAAGAAAAAUAAUUACAAACCCAAUACAGAUGAAAAAGUGAGAAUCUACAUCAACAACACAAUGCAGAUGUUAAUAAUCCGUUCUGUUGAAGACACUGACAGUGGAACCUACACCUGCAGAGGACAUGGGAGAGACUCUCAGAGAUCAGAGACCAGUGAUGUUGUUACACUGACUGUAUCAGCAAAACCCAAAUCAGCUGUAAGAGUGAUUCCUCAGAGCUCUGUCUACACUGGAGACACCAUCACUCUGAGCUAUGAGCUGCAACAGGGGACUGAAUGGGAGUUUUACUGGUAUCAAAAUAAUCAGCCAUUAGAGAUUCUGAGCAGUAAACAAGAAAAAACACUUAAAGUAACAGUAGAAAAUGUAGGAGAAUCAGAGUACAAGUGUUGUGCUGGAAGGAGAAACUACUACAGCUACUAUUACAACAGCUACUACUACGACUACCACACAGAGCUCAGUGAUCCUGUCAAGAUUACAGUGAGAGUUAAACCCAAACCGACUGUGAGAGUGAAUCCUCAGAGCUCCGUCUACACUGGAGACACCGUCACUCUGAGCUGUGAGCUGCAGCAGGGGACUGGAUGGGAGUUUCAAUGGAACAAAAAUAAUCAGCUGUUACAGAAUCUGAACAGUGUAAAAGUGAACACACUUAAUGUUACUAUCGGUAAUGCAGGAGAAACAGAGUACAAGUGUCGAGCACGCAGGAGAAACAUCUACUACACAGACUUCAGUGAUCCUGUCAAGAUUACAGUGAGAGUAAGACCCAAACCGACUGCGAGAGUGAAUCCUCAGAGCUCCGUCUACAUUGGAGACACCGUCACUCUGAGAUGUGACAUACAGGAUGAAAGUGUCUCUAGCUGGCAGUACAGCUGGUAUAAAGAUACUUCACACAGACCUGUCAGUAGUGAACAGGUGUACAGUAUCAGUGGUGUUGAAGUGACCCACACAGGUACAUACACCUGUAGAGGAACAGAGAGAGGAGGCUCACGCUCCUCACACUCCAGUGAUGUUAUUACACUGACUGUAUCAGAGAGACCACAGACAGUACUGAGUGUAUCUCCACACAGCUGGCUGACUGAAGGAGACUCAGUGACUCUAAGCUGUGAGGUUACAGACUCCUCUACAGACUGGACAUUCAGCUGGUACACAGUUGUUCCCUACAGAGACGGAUUAACUGGAAUAAAUAAUAAUCAUGGCUAUAUGGUGUAUGUGGAUCUCCUCUCAGACAGCAGCAGAGGAUCUGGAGGCAACUACACUCUCAGUCCUGCUACUCUUAAACACACAGGAGCUUAUAUGUGCAGAGGAGAGAGAGGAGAACCAGCCUUUUACACACAGUACAGCAAUCUACAGCCACUAUGGAUCACUGGUGAAUCUCCUCCAGUCUCUCUGGUCAUCAAUCCCAGCAGAACUCAACACUUUACUAAUGACUCUCUCUCACUGAGCUGUGAGGACGAGAGUAAGUCUACCGGAUGGACAGUGAGACGAUACACACACACUGAGAGAGUGUUAGAUUGUUCACACUGGGGAUCAGUUACAGGAUCUACAUGUACCAUCAGCUUCCUCUCCACAUCCUACACUGGAGUUUACUGGUGUGUGUCUGAAUCUGGAGAAAACAGUAAUCCUGUCAACAUCACAGUGCAUGAUGGUGAUGUGAUCCUGGAGAGUCCUGUCCAUCCUGUGACUGAGGGACAUCCUCUGACUCUACGCUGUUUAUAUCACAACUCAAAUCCCUCAAACCUCCGAGCUGAUUUCUAUAAAGAUGGAUCAGUUCUCCAGAAAAAGUCUACAGGAGAGAUGAUCAUCCAAACUGUGUCAAAAUCAGAUGAAGGUGUCUACCACUGUGAACACCCAGAGAGAGGAGAGUCAUUGAAAAGCUGGGUCUCAGUCAGAUGUCCAUCAUGUGUAGAAGCUCCAUUCUCAUUGCUCAUGCUGAUCUGUAGUGUGGUGACGGCCUCUCCAUAUCUGCUGGUGACCACCAUUCUGCUGCUCAUAUGUUACAGAGCUCGAGCUCAUACUGAUGAAGACAGGAUUGAGAAUGCAGUCAUAGAGGAGUGAGCAAAGUUCAUGUAUAAAAAAAAAAGAAUAAACAUUUACUGAGGGAAAUAAUACUUUAUGGUUUUGUGUGUAUUUUAAAAUAAUACUGAUUUGUCAUUUUAAUUUCCUGAUGUUAUUUGCUCAGCGUUUUCUAGAUCCCCUUAUUGUUCUGUAUGGAUUUGUUUAGUUAAAGCCUGCAAACCUCCUCAUGAGUGAAGGUCAAUGUGUGUGCAAUCUCCUCUAAAGCUUACAGUCUGUUAAAACAAUAGUAAAAACUGAGAAAUAUAUCUUAAAAAAAAAGCAAAGUUUUGGAAAACAGGAUUAAUUGCAAGCAGGGGACUAAUAGGUUUGUUUAGUGCUGCACUGAGAUUUACUCAAUAGUUAAACUUGUUUUAUAUUGUAUACAUACUACAUUUAUUGACUGUUAUCUGAAAUAUUGUGUUUUGUGUUUUCUCAGUAUUUAUUCUACCACUUCUGUAUUUGUACUGCUGUGUUUUCUAUUUCUUGUGAGAUUUUCUCUAGUUGAAUAUUUAGUUGUAGACUUACAAUCUCAGACGCUGUUAUUAGUUUUGUUUAAUGUUUCAGCUGUGUGAACUUUAAUUGUAGUUGUUUGAGGAGAUUUAUGGAUGAAAUGUUUGAUCAAUUAAAUAAAUUCAUCAUUAUCAAUUAACUGCUGUUAUUGUUGUCUUUUCAUUGUCUAA